Molecule: messenger RNA, 8914 nt
Organism: Lymnaea stagnalis (great pond snail)
Lineage: Eukaryota; Metazoa; Mollusca; Gastropoda; Lymnaeidae
Source: the annotation of a GenBank genome assembly
CUUUUGCAAAAACCUGAUCCUAAAAUAGCACUACUAUAAACCAUAACAAACUGCGAGUUAUUAUAUUACAUAAAAUCAACUGAAUCUACUUUACGUUGUUAUUAUAAAAUGUGUGGUUUGAAGUAUUCCCGGUAUGUUUUUCCUUCAUUAUUAAGUACACUAAGUCUAAAUGAAAACUGAUAGUUUUAAGAAUAUAGAAUACAAACGCAUACCGCAUCCGCAUACUCAUACACUACACACUUACACUAGUCACCCGUCUUCUUCUCUCUUCUAUCUUCUAUAUAUAUUAAGGGCACACGAUCAACGUAUUCUGGCUCCUAAUGUAUGUAGAGGGGAUUUGCAAUGUUUCUGUGCCUGGUAUUGAAGAGGAUAUUUCACUGGUUGCAAGGGCUAAUCAGCGAGGGUAUCUGAUUCUGAACUGGGUUAACUGGGGGUUGGAAGGCCUGAGCCUGAGGCAAUUCAAAUUCAAUAGACGCAAAUGUGUCAGUCAAGUGUUGUCCCUCAAAUGCUCCUUUCUAGCCUUUUGGAAGCUUGUUGUAAUCUCUGAAUGUCUUUGGCAGGAAUGAGCAGUUCCUGUCCUGUGUUCUUGCUGUUAUUAGCUAGAAUUACCUGUCAUGGCCUCGUGGCUGCCUGCCUAGGGGCAGAGGGACGAGUUUCUGUUUAAUGCUGGAGUACUGGACCAGCCCAUUAUUUAUCUUGUACAUCAUGGAAUAGUACUAUUAAAUAGUGGUAGUAGUAUUAUUUGAGUAUGCCUGUGACUGUGAGUGUGUAGCAUCUGAUCACCUUUGACUCACGGAAUUUCCAAAUAAAUCAAGUGCUGUAUGUCUAAAUUAUAUUAUAUUUAUAUACUCCACAUUAAUAUACGUAGAGUUAGUUAUGCUUAGUAGGCUUACAUUUUAAUAUGUUAAAUUAAUUCCAUCGCCAUCACUUUAAUGUUCAAUGUUAGGCAAUAUUUAAAUGAAUUUUAAAGUUAAGUCAGUGGUCGGCAACUGAGUGUGGCUCGGACCAGUCGGCCACAAAUCGGUUUUGACUCUGAAAAACAUGAUUCUUGAAAAGAAAUUUGGUUCUAUGCCAUUGCUAUUAAUUAGAUUGAUAAUUGACUUGACACUUGAGGCAUUUGGCAAGUAUUGGCAGGCAUUGGCAUAAAUAACGGGGCCUAUUUCUAUAAUUAUAAGUAAUAUUUAAGUUAAUUAAUAUUUUUGGCUGUAAAGGCCAGGCUGGGGGCUAAAGCUAGUAUAAAUCAGUAUGUGAAAAAUAAAUAAAAUAUGAAAUUGCCUAAGACUAAAUUCAGAUUACUAAAGACCACUUUGGCUUAACUUCCCAUUUAAAUAGACAGAAGAGUAGGGAAGAAUGUGAAUGGCCAAUGGAUCAGACAGAAGAAAUACAUCUAAAUAUGCACCCCUAUCAAAGUCAGUGAAAGUAAGAGUUAAUAAAACUAAGAUUUAGAACAAAAAUUAUUAAUUAGCAUAGUGAAGAAAAAAAAAAAAAGAGGAUAGUGAAGACCAAAAAACACUUGGCAUAGAGAGAUAGUAAAGUAUGAACUUAAGAUUGGUAAGAGUUGGAAGGAUUUAGAGCCUGGGAGGUCAAAGUCAGUGAAAGUAAGAGUUAAUAAAACAAAGAUUUAGAACAAAAAUUAUUAAUUAGCAUAGUGAAGAAAAAAAAAAAAAAGAGGAUAGUGAAGACCAAAAAACACUUGGCAUAGAGAGAUAGUAAAGUAUGAACUUAAGAUUGGUAAGAGUUGGAAGGAUUUAGAGCCUGGGAGGUGUGGAAAGUAAUUUUUAAUGGCCUAUGCUCCAUUGGAAGUUUAAAAAUGUCAAAGAAGACAAAAAAAGAAUAAAACUAAGAUUUAGAAUGAAAAUAAGAAAGUAGCAUAGUCAAAAUAUACUACUGAGAAAUUUACCUUUAAUAUUAACCCCCCCCCCCCUUUUUUCCCCCUCUGUUAUCUUAGGUUUUUUGCACAAUUUAACUAAAAUUUAGUUGUUAUAAUUUGAGGCCAAGGUAUCUCAGUGCUGUGAAAACUUUGGUCACCUUUAAAAAAUUCUAAAAUAUAUGUAUCAUAUUCAAAAUAAUCGUUUUCAUUGUUCCGUAUGUGUUUUUAGAAUAAUGACAUCAUGAAUAUUAUGAAUAAAAGCACAGUUUUCUUAAACUAAAGACUUCUCCUUGGUCAACAAUAUUAAAUAUAUGUAUAAUUUUCAAAAUAAUCAUCUUCAUUUUUACGUAUAAUAAUAUGUUUUCAGAAUAAUGACAAUGUGAAUAUUGUAAUACAAGCACAAAUUUCUAAACCUUAAUUAGAGACUUCUCCUUGGUCAAAGGUUUUCUCAAAAUUAGAUAGUGCUGACUUUAGGAUCUCACCAGGUAAGUAUCAUGUAAGUGACAUGAUAGUUUCAUUUCAUUAUGUCAUGCUUCAAAAAAGAAAUCAAAUAUUUUCCAAGUUGGAUUCUUACAUUCAUAUCUGCUAUAAAUUUAAUUAAUUUUCUUAGAACUAACUAUACAGAAGGCCCAUUUAAAAAAAAAAACGUAUAUCAAUUAAAGGUCUCAAGGUCAGAUGUGGGACAAUAUUAUUAAUUUUAUCCCCACCUAUUAAAAGAAACUGAUUAUAAUUCUAAUUUAUUCACUUUGAGCAGUUUUACCAAUGAGAACGCACUGUCUGUCUAUGAAAAAUUUUAAGAUAACUGCUUAUAAUUGAAGGAAUAAUAAUUGUUGAUUAAAAUUUACAAACUAUGCAAAAAUGAUGAUUUAUCAGCUCAUUUGAAUUGAGCAGAUAAAAUUUGUCUGACAAAUAUGCUUCAUUAAUAAUCAUGUAGAAAAUUGGGGUGGGUGGUGUGAAUAUACAUGUUAUUUUUUAAUGUCAUGAUUAUGUUUGCUAAUAUUUUUAUGUACAGCACGGUGAGCCCAGCCCUAAGCUGAGGUACCGCGCUAUGUAAGACCACUAAUAAUAAUAAUAAUAAUGUGAAACUGGCAGUGUUUUGAAGUAUUUUUAUAUAUGAAUAAAUCUUGGAUGCUGUUAGUUUAUGAAUGAUUUAAUUCUCAUCAGCAUUUAUAAUAAAAAGAUAAACAAAAAUAUUUGCCACAAGGUGCCAAAUGUCAAAUAAAACACUUUUUGUUAAAAAGUGAAUGGCAACCAACAUAAUAACCGCCUAAAAUUAGUAUUUAAAAUGGUUAACGUCUAAUGCCCAAUUUAAAUUUAUGCUUUUUAUUGAAUCAAGCAAUCUUCAUCAGCCUCUUCAUCAUAAUUUCAUAAAAGAAAAGAAAAGAAGAAAAAAAAGCAGAAGGAAAAAAAGGAAGAAAAAUACAAGCGAAAAACAAAAUCUAUCGCUAUUGAAUUGCUGUUUUGUAUUAGAUGGUGUUCUGCAAACCGCUCUAACCAAAGUCAAAGCACGUUUUCAUACAGUGCCUUCGGCGUUGUGUCAUAAGUUUGCAGAAUGUUUCUUUAAAUUAGAACCGGCGCUUGCUGUCUGCCGGCCAUUAUACUGUUUAUUUUGUAUUAUUACAUGUAAAAAUUGGUCUGAAAACAAAAGUUAACAGUUACGCCACCAAUUAUAGGUGGCUAUUAGGCUGGUAACUGUGCACUAUCUUACAUAGAGUAUUCUAUUUUACAUUUGGGGACGCUGUCCUGAGGAGUGCCACAAGUCCUAUCCACAAUUUACGUUACAUUUUUUUGUUUUUUGUUUAGCUUUGAAAACACAUCUUAGAGCCAGUGGGAGAAAACUCGAAAUGCCAGGCAAAAUUGCAGAAGUCAAUCCUCUUCUAGCCAGCAUUGAUGAUGUUGUGAUUGAUGAAAAUGGCCGCUUCAAAUACAUCUUGUGCAAGGUCUAUCAGGAUGGCAAUAAAAAGGAAUCCAAGAUGAUAGUCAGGGGGACAAAGCAAGCAGAGUUUCAUGGUAGCACACAGCAUUCAUAAAACUAUUGCUUCUAUAUCUAUCUCUUACCUCCUUAUACAUUACAAAUUAUAAAAAAAAAGACCAAAAAAAAAAAAACCCUAUAAAACAGAGAAGGAAUAAAUUUAAGAAGAAAAUUAAAUAUUUGUUUUUGAGCAAGAACAUUUUACAUUCUUUUAUAAAGUCAUCUGGUGUACGCAAAAGAAAGAAUUAUUUAAGUUAGUUUUAGUUUAAAUCUCAACUUAAAUUGUAUUUAUCAGACCCAUUGAACCUUUAAAUAUCUAGUUGUGAUAGAAUAAUUUUGAUAACAUAAUUUUCCAUAUGACAUUUAAAGUAUCUGAAUUUGAUUGCAUGUAAACUUUAAAGUAGACUUUCCAUUGAAACUUCCCUUCUUUGUGAUAAUUUGGGUCAACUUGUAUCUUGUCUCUGUGCAUACAAAUUUCAGCUGAUAUCUAUGACCACCUUGAUGCCUUCCUGGAAGAGAUAGGAGUCACAUGCGAAUGUGUGGGUGGUGGCAAGAUAGAGCAUGAUUCACUGGCUAAAACCAUCAAUGUAUUUGGGCAAUCACAGGUACAGGUAGCUUUUUAAGUCUUAUAUAUAAAUAUACAUUUAAGCAAUUUCUUGGUCUUAUAUAUGUAUAUUAUGUAUAUUAAAACAUUCACCACAAACCAGUGCUACAAAGUUAAAAUAUAUUUUACAAUUCAGGUUUACAACUCAAAACAAAUAAAUUAAAUAAUCUACCAUUAGCUCUGGGAUAUGUUUUCUUUUUACCUUUGCCACUUUGCAUUUAAAAAUCAUUCAAAGUUCUAAUUAACAGAUGCCAUAAUUUUUACAAGAAUAUAAUUUUUGUGUUUGCAGCCUAUGAAAUUUGACUAAUGAAAUCAGCAAAAUCAUAUGACCAGCACACCUAAACCCUUUCAAAAUUGCAGCGUCCCACCACAAAUAGAAACAGUUUAAACAAUGUUUGAGUACAGAUCACAUAUGAAAUUAACCUGUGCCAUUAGAACUUUCAUAUCAAAUAACAUAUUGUACCGGUAGUUAUAACAUUCAUAAUAAUUAAAAAUAUUCAGCUUCAAUUUCAAAAGAAGAAAUGUUAAAUAAAACAUACAGUCCCAAAAUAUAAAAAGUAUUUAAUAUAAUGAGUUGCCUUAUUUGUAGGUUAAAAUAUUAGACCCAAUCUUUUUUUAGGUAAACAUAGCUGUUUUAUAUUUGAUUAAAUAUCUAACAAAGCAACUCGAAAUUCACCAUCAGCCAUCUAAUCACAACAGCUUAUAAUUUUGUAUAAGAGUGUCAAAAAUUAUUUAUUUAAAAAAAGCACAGAAAGAUUUUGAAUUCAAAUUUUAUUGAAUAUAUUAUGUUCAUCCGUGUUAGCACAAUUGUUUUUAUUUUAGACUUCUAAUGAGUCUUCUUGGAACCAUGCAACAUGCCCAAUUUACAUGUGCACAUAUUUUGUGAUAUGUUAAUUGACAAGUUUGUUGCUUGGUAAUCACUGUCCAAUUUAUUCAACACACUUUCAUAAAAUUUAGGUGUCCCCAUAAACUCUGUCUUUUUUUCUCAUCUUUGAGGCAUGUGCUGCUGCACACCUAGCACCAUUUUGUGGCACACCGGUUGCAUAGUUAUUUUUUUAAUGCACCAAGAUUUAAUAGAAUGUAAAUUUUCUACAUGAUAAUUAAUGAAGCAUGUUUCAGUUCCAUCAUAUUCAGAUCUCAGAAUAAAUAUUGCAAGUGAGUUAAUGAGAAACAAGCACUUUUUUUUCUACUUAUUGAUGGUGUCAUUAUGAGCAAACUGCAGAGUUUUGGGGGUGGGGUGGGGGGGGGGGCUGCAACAUAAACUUAUCCCGUCCUGCGCGGCACUAAGCCACUGUGUUUAUGUGUAUUUUCUGUGCUAAGUGUAUAAAUUGAAGUUAAGUUCUGAUUGAAAGCACAUUGAUAUCUUCUAAUAAAAGAUAUGUUAUGCUUAACAAUUACAACAAACAAGAUGUUUAAUGUGUUUUUUAUUCCAUUUAGUUAUACUCCAUGUAUUUUUCUUACAGGGUUAUGGCAAGGCUGAUCACUCCAUCACUGUCCGUCUACUGAAAGAAAAGUUCCCAGACUACCACUGUGUCACGUGGUGUGACGACUAAGUGGAGUGUUUAUUUUUAUUACUUGUCAAAGACUUGUAUAGGUAUUGUAAUUUGUAUUGAAAAUUGUUUUCAAAGCUUGAAAUGUUUUUUUUUUUUGUAUAUAAAAAUUAGCUACACCUGUAAAUAACAAUAGAAUUGAGUGCUUGUUGAUCCCAUGUAAAAAAAAAAGGGCAGGCUCAACAACUUCAUGAAUUCUACCCUUACAACGUGAGCUCCAUCUCCCCAUUUCUGACUUGCCUGUUGAGAUUUUAGAAAUUGUCACAAGUAAUAGAUCAGUUAACAUUUGUCAUUCAAAAAUCAUAACUUGAUGAUGGGUCACUUAGCUGUCAUAAGUCUCCUCUCAUCAAAACAUUAUUUCAUAUUUUUCUAUGUCCAGGACAGUGGUCGGCAAACUAGCUCUUCUUUGAAUAAAUAAAUGCCCCUCUUUUUUCAUUUGAUUUGAAAAAAAAUUAAAAAAAAUAAAAAGGAUUGAUAAUGACCUUUGAAGUAAAUGAAAACUAAAUGGAGCUUAAUGGCAAAAUGGCAUUAAAAUGAUAUUUUAAAUAUCUUCCAAGUGUCAAGGAAUUUCAUUUUAUACAAUUUUAAUGUAAUGAAAGGAGGAUAAACUUUAUUUUAUUUUGUAAUCUGUGCAACAUUGUAGUCCUGAUGUGUAUUGAACAAAUAGGACGUUCUACUUUGCAAAGAGCAAACACAUAAUUUAACUAUAAUAUUUUUUAAAAUGUUGUUUCUAAAUUUCAAGCACCAGAAGCACAAUAUCUCUUCAGAUGUCAUGUGCACGUUCGCUCUCCUAAAUCGGCCCCCUUUUGCCUGCCGUUUGCUAAAUUUUCACAUACUUGAUAUGGUUUAUAAAAUGGCUCUUCACAAAAAAAAAAGGUUGCUGACCACCCCUGGUUUCUAGGAAUAAAAUGUUUGGAUUCAUUAAAUGUAAGAUGUUAAUUUUUUUGUAUUCUUUCCACCUUCAAGUGUUUUGGUUUGAUAUUUCCACCACAUACAUUGGCAUACAGUAUGUUUAAACAGUUUUAGUCACAUCCUGCUGGACGUAAUGAUUCAAUUUUACAACUAGGAAAGAAAUGUGUCAUUUAAUAGUUUUUAUAAUUUUUUUUGCUUUAAAAAUUAGGGGGGGGGGAUUUUUUUUUUUUACCCAAGGUAAAAAAAAAAAAAAUUUGAAUGGAAUAAUGAAGGAAGAAAAAAGUUUUAAAUUAAUAUAAAAAUUAUAGUUUUUAUAAUUUUUUUUGCUUUAAAAAUUAGGGGGGGGGGAUUUUUUUUUUUUACCCAAAGUAAAAAAAAAAAUGAUUUGAAUGGAAUAAUGAAGGAAGAAAAAAGGUUUAAAUUGAUAUGAAAAUGUGACAGAAAGGUAUUUGUUGGGAUUCACCCCCUUUAUAAUUCCCUUCCCAACCCAAAACCGCCUAAUUUAUACUAUAGAAAAAAAAAAAAGAUGUUUUUCAGCUACCAACCAAGACUACUGAUACAUUUCUGCACUCAUUGCAUUUAAUGCUUGAAGUAGAGGGUUAAACUAACAAAUAGUUUGACACAAUGAAUUGUUUUAUAUGCAAGUAUUUAUUAUUUGUGCUCAUUGUUGUAACAAAAUCCUGUGAACAUUUGUGUGAAACACGAUUGUAACAAAAUCCUGUGAACAUUUGUGUGAAACACGAUUGUAACAAAAUCCUGUGAACAUUUGUGUGGAAGACGAUUGUAACAAAAUCCUGUGAACAUUUGUGUGGAAGAUUAUUGUAAGAACCUAGGAAGUGUUCAGAAAUGUGCACAUUGAAGUGAUUUUUCCUCAUUGAGUUGCCAGAUUUAUUUGUAAUCUUCACUGAAGUUUAAGAAAAAUAAUUUGUUUAAUAGUUAAAGAUUUUCAUUGUUUGUGCUAUGGACCUUUUUCUGGCAGGCAUGUUGACAUCAUUGAAUCUCAGUGUGUGAAAUCUCCAGGAAAUCAGUUUUCAUCAACAUGUACAUAACUGCUCAGUCUUUUUAUCAUAGUAGAGUAGAUUAUUCAUAAAAAAUUGAUCUAUUUCGCGUGGGUGUUCCUACUAUUUUUAAAUGGAGGUCUUUUUUUAAAAAAAGUAUUUUUUUGCUGUUUGAAAAUUUAGCAGUUGUAAAUUCAAAUGGAGGGCUUUUUGUAAAAAAAAUAUUUUUUUGCAGUUUGAAACUUUAGCAGUUGUAAAUUUAAAUGGAGGGCUUUUUGUAAAAAAAUAUUUUUUUUGCUGUUUAAAAAUUUAGCAGUUGUAAAUUUAAAUGGAGAGCUUUUUUGUUAAAAAAAUAUUUUUUUGCAGUUUGAAACUUUAGCAGUUGUAAAUUUAAAUUGAGGGCUUUUUGUAAAAAAAAUAUUUUUUUUUUGCUGUUUUAAAAUUUAGCAGUUUUAAAGGGAUUUUUGUGGGCUGCUUUGGAGAUUGCAGAAAAAAAGUUCACACAAGGUAUUAAAAGAGCUGAAUUGAUUCACAUGAAUUAUAUUUAUAAUGGUUUUCCAACUCCUGAAGUAAGAACGAGACCUUCAUGGCAUUGCCACAGCCUGCAGUGAAGUUUAUCUUUGUGGCCCAGUUGAAUUCCCAGAUGUUACAACUUUGUCAUUAGUCUUGCAUCCCUACGACUUAACACUUCAAAGGAACAAAUCUGUAUGGUUUAAUGAUACACUUAAAAGAAAGUGUUAUUACCUCAUUUCACUAUGUUAACCAGCAUAUUUCAUUCAUUCUCUAUUUUGGGGCAGUUGUCUGUUGUAUGGUGCUUGUCAGUUGUUUUUUUUGUGGCAUUGCGCAAUGUUUUUGCAUUUAAAAUUUAAACACACAAAGUUUAUUUGACAUGCUUGCAUUUUUUUGUGUGGUUUGUUUGUCUUAGAAAGCCUUCCAUCAGUUUUUAGAAUCUCCUCCUAGAAAGGCUGGUAACGCAGUGAGGGUCGGGCUGGUACGGUUUGACGGGUG